AUGGAGGGUGAUCAAACUAUUUUGAGUAAACCUCCCGAACUAAGGACCGGCAAAGACUCCGAAGACCACAAAGCUUUCACAUUUGACAAGUCAUAUUGGUCGGCUGACAAGGCGGACCCUAGAUACGCUGAUCAACAAACCGUAUAUAACGAUCUCGGCGAAGAACUGUUAAACCACGCUUUUGACGGUUAUAAUUGUUGUAUUUUUGCAUAUGGGCAAACGGGCUCUGGCAAAUCCUAUUCUAUGAUGGGUUACGGCGAAGAUAUUGGUAUCAUUCCACGAACGUGCUGCGAACUGUUCAAUCGUAUUGCGAAGAACACCGAUCCAAAUGUUACUUAUCGUGCCGAAGUGUCGUACAUUGAAAUUUACAACGAAAAAGUGCGCGAUCUUCUGAAUCCCAAAAACAAAGGCAACCUCAAAGUGCGCGAACACCCAAGUACCGGACCUUACGUCGAAGACUUAUCGCGGCUUGUCGUUACUUCCUUUGACAAUAUCAACGACCUCAUGGAUGAAGGCAACAAGGCACGAACCGUGGCGGCCACUAACAUGAACGAAACCUCGUCUCGAUCGCACGCCGUAUUCACAGUGUUUCUCACUCAAAAGCGACUCGAUCAAACGACCAAAAUGGAAAGCGAAAAAGUGGCUCGUAUCAGUUUGGUAGACUUGGCAGGCAGUGAACGUGCUAACAGUACCGGUGCUACGGGUGCGCGACUGAAAGAAGGUGCCAAUAUCAAUCGCUCCCUCACCACGCUGGGCAAAGUCAUUGCCGGUUUGGCCGAGCAGUCAUUGCAGGAAGGCAAAAAAGGAAAAAACAAAAAAGAAGUCUUUAUUCCAUACCGUGAUUCCGUGCUGACCUGGCUGUUGAAAGACUCCCUCGGUGGCAACUCCAAGACGGCCAUGAUUGCCGCCAUUUCCCCCGCUGAUUACGAUGAAACCCUCAGUACUUUACGUUACGCGGAUCAAGCAAAGAAGAUCAAGAACAAGGCCGUCGUUAAUGAAGAUCCUAAUGCCAAGAUGAUUCGAGAACUCAAAGAGGAACUGGAAGUAUUGCGUGAUCGACUCAAAGUAUAUGCUCCCGAUGUCGUUGAACAACUGGCAGCUACCAGCGCCCACAAAGACGCUCACACCAACGGCAAUAUAUCACCUGCGGCUACCCGUUCCAUGAACGGCAUACCUCAAGAAAUCGAAUUCGUCGACACUCAGGGUCGCAAAAAGAAGAUGUCAAAGCAAGAAAUCGUCGAACAGUUACAGAGUUCCGAAAAACUGUUGGCGAACCUGAACGAGACCUGGGAAGAAAAACUGAAACGUACCGAAGAAAUUCAAAUUGAACGUGAACGCACGCUCGAAGAACUUGGUAUUGCGGUCCACAAGAACAACGUAGGCGUCUAUGCACCCAAGAAGGUUCCCCAUUUGGUGAAUCUCAAUGAAGAUCCGCUCAUGUCCGAAUGCCUGAUGUAUCAAAUCAAAGCAGGCAUUACACGCGUCGGUCGUCAAGAAAGCGGAGUCCAAGCGGAUAUUCGUCUAAGUGGAUCGAAUAUCCAGGAAGAGCACUGCUGGUUUGAGCAUGUAAAUGGCGCUGUGACGCUUCAUCCGGGUCAAGAUUCACUUACCAUGGUGAACGGUAUCCGUAUCAGUGAACCGCGGCGCUUGAAGAGUGGUUUCCGUAUUAUCAUGGGCGAUCAUCAUAUUUUCCGAUUUAACCAUCCCGAAGAAGUGAGACGCGAACGCGACCUUCAAAAGGUGGCGGUUGAACGAACCAUGGGCAACGCAUCGCCAAGUUUUGACGAAGACGAACGGCCCGAUUCACCGACGGAAAAUACCAGUUUAUUAGGCUCCGAAGUCAUGGACUGGAAGUUUGCGCGAUUGGAAGCGAUGCGUAAUUAUUACUCAAACGAAGCCAACAUUAGUGGCAUGAACGAUGAGGAGCUUCAAAAAUUAUUUGACGAAAUCACGCGGGUCCGAAAUAUGCGACGAUGCCGUUCCGAAAGUCGAGCGGAAAUGGACGAAGACGAUUCAACCACACGCGGAUCUUACCGUAACUCGAUGGCCACUACCACCGUGUAUGAUGGUUCGGAAAGUGUAUGCACCGAAACAACCUUUGUACCCACCGAGCUGGAGGAAAAGUACAAGACUGAAAAAGAAAAAUUGCAGAAAGAACUCGAUUUUCAGAAACAAUACUAUGAGAAUCAGAUCAACCGUAUGUCGAUGCAACUGCCACAGCAAUUUGGAUUGUCCUUGUAUACCGACGAUCAGCUGCAAAUGCUUCGUCAAGUGCUUCGAAGAUGGAAAGGGUUACGCUACGUUAGUAUGGCCGAGGUGGUACUGACUAAUGCCGUCAUUUUGAAAGAAGCCAACGUUAUUUCCAAAGAACUUGACAAGGAAGCUUUGUAUCAGUUCACUAUCAUUGAAGAUGGCCAGUUCUCCAACCCCCUGUCGUACUGGGAAACGACUUCCGCUUUGCAUCAAUUCAAUACGGACGAAGAUACCACAUUGAUUUCGUCAGUCAAGCCCUGCAUUGGCGUGCGUGUGAUUGAUCGUAAACACCAAGUCGUGUAUGUCUGGUCCUUGGAAAAACUCAAGAUGCGAUUACACAAGAUGCGCAAUCUAUACAACUUUAUCGAUCGCCCCAUGUACCGCAAACAUUUCAACUGGGAAGAUCCCUUUUACGAAAAUCCCAGUCCAAAAUACUCAUUUAUCGGCAGCGCGGCCACCUCCGUUCGUAAUCUGGCAAUUCAACAACCCUAUGAAAGCUGUAUCGAAGUCAUAUGCCGAUCAACAGGACAAGUGAGAGGCAAAUUGAGACUAUUGAUUUCUCCUAUUGCCCGAUCCAUGUCACUCAGUAAAGGCGCCCUCCAGCUGGCGCAAGCGUGCGAUUCCGACAAGGCGGACAGCCAAACACUGCGUGUGGGACAGCAGUUGCUAUUCGAAGUACGAUUGCUGGAACUGAUGGGACUGAACGAAACCGAAUUCACUCAAGUCCACGUGCAGUUCCGACUUUCAUCGUUUGGCGGCAUUCCUGCCCAUUCCACGGCUGAAAAACUAUUUGCCACGGAUCCUAUGAGCGGCUUUGAGACGGCUUCGAUCCCCCUCGAUUACAGCCAAACCAUCUCGGUCGUCGUUACACGCAAUAUGCUGAAUGUGAUUAUGCACGAAAUGGUUUCUUUCGAAGUCUACGGCGUAGCUCAGCCUCGAAUUCUUUCUCAGUACGAACGCUGGGACGAUCAACGAGAGAAACCGCGUCUCGCCGACAUGUUGGCGGCCAGUGCCCAGCUGAAAGGAUCGGAUCAGGCCAGUAUUUGCAGUUCCACGGUGGAACGACGGCCAGAAGAGGAAAUGUUGGCGGCCGAACGUCACGACGUGGUAGCGUGGAUCCAAGUGUGCGAACUCAUGCCAAACGGAGAGUACAUGCCUGUACAAGUCACAGCUCAGAAUUCACUUGAUCGCGGUGUAUUCUCUUUGCGCCAAGGUUUGCAACGGCGUCUGUGCAUCACUCUGUCGCACACAUCCGGACGGCAGUUUGCCUGGAACCGCAUUUCGCGAGCUUCCAUUGGUCACGUACGAUUGCUAGAUGCCAAAGGUCGUAUCAUCGAUUCGCCUACGCACGAAGACAUUCCUAUCAAGCUGUUAGCGCAACAGACUGUAAGCUACAAGAACGAUGGCACGAGCCAGCUUCAAUGUCAGGGUGCAUGGGACAGCUCGCAACAUGAAUGUUUGUUCCUCAAUCGUCUUACUGGAUCCAACAGCCGCAUUCUGCUCAAUUUGAAGUGGGAAGUGGAAGCGGAGAAAUGCUCGAAACCCAUCCAGUUUAGCAUGGAUAUUGCGGUGCGUAUUCAAGGUCGCGAUGCCUCGGGCACUUCUCGAAUUCGCAAACUACUAGGCUCGCAGAAACAUCUCUCCAAGUGCAGCGGUAUUUUCCUUGUGAACCUGCGUCCACCCAUGACGCGUCGCGUCAGCCAACUGUGGCGUCUGAAUACGGCGGCCAAGUAUGUGCGCGGCGAGGAAUUCUUGGGUUCAUGGCGUCCACGGGGGGUAUCGCUAGUCAACGAUUACAAACACAUCAAAGAACGCAUUCGCCGCAAAGAAGACGUCGCCUAUACAUCGCAGAUUCUCACCCUUCGUAAUGCCCGUUCACAAACGAGCAACAAUUCCAUGGCCAAAAUCGAACAGGCCCAUGAACUGGCGAGCAAAUCGAGCGCUGUGGAUACAUGUGACAUAUUUACGAGCGAACAGGUCGAUCUGGUUCACAAGGUGCUCGAUCUAUGGUCGCAAAAAUUAGGAGUUGAUAAGGAUAUUGCCAUCAGCCAAGAUCCACCUAUACCCGGUCUCCAUGAUUUGGAGAUCCGCCAAGAGCUAUGGUCAAGCUCCAAAUUAUUAGCUGAAGUGAAACAAAUAACGCAGACAGACAAUGUGUCCAAAAAAGGUUACCUUACCUAUCAAGAGAAUGCUUUAGACGAUAAGUGGGUGAAACGAUGGUUUGUCAUGCGAAGGUAA
Messenger RNA from Radiomyces spectabilis, 4491 nucleotides. RefSeq lists its product as uncharacterized. The transcript has 7 exons. Gene Ontology annotation, biological process: microtubule-based movement. The record is from RefSeq and is a predicted model, not a curated record. Gene Ontology annotation, molecular function: ATP binding; microtubule motor activity; microtubule binding. NCBI's taxonomy places the organism in Eukaryota, Fungi, Mucoromycota, Mucoromycetes, Mucorales, Radiomycetaceae. The coding region runs from base 1 to 4491 and encodes 1496 amino acids.